AUGGCACCAAGUACUACCGCGGUAGAUGGCGAACAAGUCUCGUCUGUUAAGGGUCAAAACAGCAACCACGCCUCUCAGCACCUUAAUGGACAGAACACAUUGGAGGCCACGUAUUCUAGCAAUUACAAAGCCAAGUUCGGCGAUGCCGUUCGUGAUGCGAUUGAUAUGAACCAAGUCCGAAGUCACUUUCCUGUUCUUAGUGGGGAGACCGUACUGUUCAACAAUGCGUCGGGGACAGUGGUAUUGGGGGAUGCUGUUACAAUAGCAAGUGAACGGAUGAUUUCUAUGCCAAUUGACCGUGGAGAUGGAGAUCCUCGAAGUGACGCGGCACAAGCCGAGUAUGCGAUCAAUUGGCUCCAGUGUGCGGCUUUCAUCAAUGCGGAUCCGUCAGAGAUUGCUUUUGGACCGUCUACGACUGCUUUACUACGGCUAUUAAGCCAGUCCUUGCAACCUUAUCUCAACUCGGACGCCGAGAUGGUCUGCUCUACUCUGUGCCAUGAAGCGGCGGCAAGCUCGUGGGUAUAUCUUGCUCGAAAUUUGGGCAUCACCAUCAAAUGGUGGACACCAUCUCAAGACGAGAAUGAUAGCCCUUGCCUCACGGUUGAAUCACUCAAGCCUCUUCUGACCCCCAAAACGCGCCUCGUUACUUGCAAUCACGUCUCUAACGUGGUUGGGACGAUUCAUCCAAUUCGGGAGCUGGCCGAUCUUGUUCAUACCAUCCCUGGUUGCAUGAUUGCUGUGGACGGAGUUGCCUGGGCUCCCCACCGUCCAGUAGAUGUCAAAGCACUUGACGUGGAUUUUUACUGCUUCAGCUGGUACAAAGUAUUCGGUCCACAUAUAGCGCAGUUAUACGCACACCGUCGCGCACAGGACCGCUAUAUGAGCAGUAUCAACCAUUACUUCCUUGACGCCUCUACCCUUGAUGGCAAAAUUCACCUAGGCAAUGUUUGUUACGAGCUGGAAUCAAUGUGUGGCCCCAUCUCAAAGUAUUUAAGCAACCUUGGAUGGGACGCUAUCAUCCAGCAGGAGACAGUCCUGACCAAAGUCUUCUUGGAUUACUUGCUCAGUCGGCCCACGGUUUAUCGAGUGUUUGGAAAGCAGACCGAAGAUCCAAGCCAGCGAGUGUCAAUUGUCAUAUUCGAGGUCAUUGGGCGUAAGUCUAGUGACAUUGUGAUGAAGAUUCAUGUUCGCGACCGAUUCCGGCUUAUGUGGGGUGAUUGCUGGGCACCACGAGCAACAUUUGACGUUCUCCGACCACACAGCGACGGAAUCAUUCGGGCUAGUUUUGUUCACUACAACACCGUGGGCGAAGUUCUGGCAUUAUGUGAUGAGCUGGAACAUGUGAUUUCCACUCCUGAAGCGUGA
Messenger RNA from Trichoderma aggressivum f. europaeum, 1365 nucleotides. RefSeq lists its product as uncharacterized. Bases 1 to 1365 code for a protein of 454 amino acids. Lineage: Eukaryota; Fungi; Ascomycota; Sordariomycetes; Hypocreales; Hypocreaceae. The transcript has 3 exons. The record is from RefSeq and is a predicted model, not a curated record.